This is a messenger RNA of Patella vulgata (common limpet), 1478 nucleotides long. Its product is annotated as carbohydrate sulfotransferase 1. Gene Ontology annotation, molecular function: N-acetylglucosamine 6-O-sulfotransferase activity. The transcript has 5 exons. The record is from RefSeq and is a predicted model, not a curated record. NCBI's taxonomy places the organism in Eukaryota, Metazoa, Mollusca, Gastropoda, Patellidae. Gene Ontology annotation, biological process: sulfur compound metabolic process; N-acetylglucosamine metabolic process. The coding region runs from base 229 to 1443 and encodes 404 amino acids.
UUUGACUUAUAUACAUUGUUUUGGGGAGGUGAAAAGAUAUGCGUAUAUUUUGGUCUAUAUACACUGUUUAGGAAAUUCUAAACGAUAUAAGAAUAUUUUGGUCUAUAAACACUGUUUUAGGAAAGGUUAAACAAUAAAAGUAUACUUAGUUUUCUAUACAUGUAAUGAAUUGUGAAUUCUAAUAAUGAUAACUGGAUAAGAUCAAUUUGUCCGAUUGCUAUCAGAGGAAUGGGGUGCACUUGCAAGAGUUCAUUUAUUGUGAUAUUUCUGGUAGCAGCGACGAGUUUAGCCUUCCUCUACCAGACAAGUUUUAUCAAAGACAUCGGUGAACGAACCGGUUAUUUAGCCCUCAAAGAACCUUUGAUUCAGCCGAUCAGGAAUGGAACAGAUAAUUUAAUAGGAUUAGCUUCCACAAUCGAGAAUGUUAAAACAGUCAUUGCGCGGUAUGAACAGACCAACAGAGGACCGGAAGUAAAUGUACUUCUGUUGACGUACAUGCGUAGUGGGUCUACAUUUACAGCGGAUCUACUGCAGCAAAGUCGUGAGGUGUUCUACGUGUUUGAACCGCUGACUACAUUGUCAAGAUACAACGUCAUACCACCAUUUGUGUACAUACCCAUGGUAACAUUUGAUCAAGCUCCAAUAUAUUAUCUACAACAAAUGGUUAAUUUCAAGAUGUUAUCAAAACGACUUCUGAACGCCUUCCUCACUUGUAAAUUUUCUCAAGCUGACAUGGCAACUCUCAUACAAUUUCAUCUCAGGAAUAGUCUAACAACGAUACCCUUCUAUAAUUGCACAAGACAAUACAAAGGUAUAUUCGGAGUAUUUCGGUGUUUACCUCAUCUGUAUGAAAGGUGUCUAAGAUCCCGGAUAACUAUCACUAAGACGAUUCGUACCCGGAUGCAAACGGGCGUGGAGAUGCUACAAUCAAAUCCAAAUUUAAAAAUCAUACAUUUAAUACGAGAUCCAAGAGGAACAUUGAUGUCUGAAUUCCGCUUUGGAAAGUUUCCAAAACAGGAACUGUUAUCCUAUGCUACGACAUUUUGUAAAAACGUGACAGAAGAUUUGGAGAUUGCGCAGACUUAUCCAGACCGUGUUAAAAUAAUUCGCUAUGAGGAUUUGUGUGACAAUCCGUUUCUUUUAUCGAAAAAAUUAUAUGAUUAUAUUGGAAUGGAAUUCACCUCAGAGAUCAAGGAAUAUAUUCACAGUAUAACUUCCGCCGGAAAGGAAGUAAAUUGUCCUCUUUGUACGUCUCGUGCUGAUUCUAAGAUGGCGUCCAAAAAAUGGAGGAAACAGAUAACAAUUAAAGACGCGCUCACAAUUGAUAAUGUAUGUUCUAAUGUGUUUGACAAACUGGGGUAUAAGCCAGUUAAUAGUUUAAAUGAACUGCGAAAUUUGAAUGUAAGUUUUGUAGCCAAACCAAAGAUCAAUGUUUUGGGUUAAAGGUGAUUUUAAUAUUAUACGAAAUCAAGAUUCAA